This is a messenger RNA of Neolamprologus brichardi, 3506 nucleotides long. It is a transcript of the gene rab3ip, whose product is annotated as RAB3A interacting protein (rabin3). Gene Ontology annotation, cellular component: Golgi to plasma membrane transport vesicle. Gene Ontology annotation, molecular function: guanyl-nucleotide exchange factor activity. The record is from RefSeq and is a predicted model, not a curated record. Gene Ontology annotation, biological process: exocytosis. NCBI's taxonomy places the organism in Eukaryota, Metazoa, Chordata, Actinopteri, Cichliformes, Cichlidae.
CCCACUGAACACACACACACACACACACACCAGGUGGAGCAGGUGUGACCGGUGUGCUGUUCAGCCACUCUGCUGAGGUACAGGACAGUCUUUUCCUGUUGGCGUGUGCUGAGUCACUCCUUCACCUGAGUUUUACUGACUGCUUGUCCUUGGGCCUCCACUGAACCUCCAGAUUUCUCCAUCCACAGCUGCACCAUGAGUGUAUGAUGUCUGAGAGCAGUUGCUAUGGCCUGCAGCAGCGGUCAGAACAAUGCAGAGACUCUGGAGGGGUUCCACGAGGUGAAUCUGGCCUCGCCCACCACACCUGACCUUCAGAACCAAUCGGAUCAGCGCCCGUCCGUCCGUCACACCACCCCGCCCACUUCUCUAUAUCGCACCCACUCUCUGGGAGCGCCUCCUCCAGGCCUCCCCACCUCACUGCGAGCAGAUCAGCUGCCCACUCAGCCGGUGUACUCGGCACCGCGGCACAGCCACAAUGGAAGCGUGCCGGGCCUGGAGGCAGAGUCGGCCGAGUUCAUGUCCGGAGAGGAUGGGGAGGAGUGUGGUGCUCUGAGUGACAGCCUGUCACGGCUGCGCAGCCCGUCGGUGAUGGAGGUCCGAGAGAAAGGAUAUGAGAGGCUGAAGGAGGAGCUCGCCAAGGCUCAGAGGGAGCUGCUGUUGAAGGAUGAGGAGUGUGAGAGGUUGUCUAAAGUCAGAGAUCAGCUCGGCCAGGAGCUGGAGGAGCUCACCGCCAGUCUCUUCCAGGAGGCUCACAAAAUGGUGAGAGAAGCAAACGUCAAACAGGCAAAUGCUGAAAAACAGCUGAAAGAAGCUCUGGGCAAGAUCGACGUCCUCCAGGCGGAGGUUCAGGCUCUGAAGACUCUUGUGCUCUCCUCCCCGACCUCCCCGGUGGGUGAGCUUCCCUCUGUGGGAGCGGGAGGAGGCGUGAAGACUCCCUUCAGGAAGGGCCACAGCAGGAACAAGAGCACCUCCUCCGCCAUGCUGGGGACGCAGCCCGACCCGUCGGCCACGCAGCCCAUUGUACGCGAGUGUCGGGAGGUGGACGGUCAGCUGUUCAGUGAGUUCAAGGCAUGGAAGGAGGAGCCGACGCUCGACCGAAGCUGCAACUUUCUGGAGAGAAUUUACCGUGAGGACAUCUACCCCUGCUUGACCUUCAACAAGAGCGAGCUGGGUUCGGCCAUCUUGGAGGCCGUGGAGCAGAACACUCUGAGUGUGGAGCCGGUCGGCUUCCAGCCGCUGCCUGUGGUCAAAGCAUCGGCGGUGGAGUGCGGAGGACCAAAUGGGCGCAGGUCUGAGCUCGUCACAAAAUGUGCCCUGAGUGGUCAGACCAAAACCUGCAAGCACAGAAUCAAGUUUGGAGAUUUGUCCAGCUAUUACUACGUGUCUCCCUACUGUAGAUACAGAAUCACAGCGGUGUGCAACUUCUUCACCUAUAUCCGCUACAUCCACCAAGGGCUGGUCAAACAGCAGGACGCAGAACAGAUGUUCUGGGAGGUGAUGCAGCUCCGCAGGGAAAUGUCCCUCGCCAAGCUUGGCUACUACAAAGACCAGCUGUGACCGGGGCCGUCCUCCAAUCACAGCAGAGUCUGAGCUGAAGCCCCGCCCCUCCCUGGCUCUUGCCCCUCCCUGGCUCUUGCCCCUCCCCGGCUCUUGCCCCUCCCCCUUCUUUUGUGUGAGUGUUUUUUGUGUGAGAGAGAAAAACUGUUUUCAAUCAUCACAAAAAAAGACUGAAGACUGUGAUUUUGGUGCCGGUUGUCAUUACUGAUCUGGACUUCUUUGGGUUCUGAAACAUGCAACACUCCAGUGUGUCAGAAAACUGACAUGUUUCUAAAAAAUAACACUACAGACUGUUUGGUCAUCAGUUACAUGUGAUCUCUGGAGAGAUGCAUGUGGGUUUUGAAGCCUCAAAGCGAGAAAAAUAUCAAAAAUAGGUGUUAGAAAUAUGAGAAAAUAUCUGAUAAAAGUCAUAUUUCAAGGGUGAAGUUGAACCGUAGAAUAAAGUCAUUGUUUUAAGAGGAAGAACGUCGUAAACAGAAUCACAGAAACUGAGGAAAAAUAACCCCUUUUGUUUUCUGCUGUGGAGACGUCUGUGGCACCUAAAGUGGACGUUCGAGGAACUGCAGGUCGUGCUGCGCUUCCAGGUUCGCUUCAUUUUCCUGCUAGUUAACGGGACACAUCUUCCUUUUUAUUUAGGAUGAUUUUUCAAAAUAAACCGCCAUUCAUAACAGAAACCGUCAUUAUGGAUUUAUGUGUGGUGGCUUUCAAAGCAGACUUCACUUUCACCUUAAAUACUACAUGAAAAUAUUAUUUCAGCAGUAAAGCUUUAGUAAAACUGCAGCUGUUUAAAAAAUAAACAAUUUAGAAUAUUUGGGUAUAUAUAUUUAUGAUAAAACUCAUCGCAGGGAACAAGUGACAGCUGAUGUGACAACGUCUCAGCUGAAGAAUUCAGAAUUACAAUUCUUCAUUUUUACAACCUAAAUUUUGAAUUUUUUUUCUGUAAAUGUUGAAUUUAAAAUAAAUUCAUGACUUAUUCUUAAUUACAAUCCUUUAAAUUAUGUAUUUACGUUCCUGCAAUUUCAGCUUUACUUAGUCAAAUUAAAAUGAACAAUUUUUUCAACCUCCAAAUUUUGACAAUGUAAUAAUUAAUGUUAAAUUAACAUGAAUUUGAGUAUUUUUACUUAUUCUUGUCAAUCUUUCAUUAUUCAUAUAUCAAAAAAUACUGAGUUUUUUUCCUCAUGUGAAACACUAAGUUGACUCACUUUGAUUUUUCUCCAUUGAAAUUGUGCUCUCAGAAUGUUUUACUUUUCUCAUUAUUUCAUUUUAUUUUCAAACAACUUAAAACUGUUUUCCAGACUUUACAUCAAAUUAUUGAGCUCUUUAAUCAUCAAAAUUUGGGGCUUCUUGGGGUUUUUGGGGUCUGAAAAGUCUGAGAAAUGUCAAAUUUUGAGUUAAAGUAAUUACAGCUUUGCUACAAUACACUUUCCUCCACUGUUGGCGAGUCUGUCAUAUAUUUUCAGAGGGGAAAAAAGGUCAAGUUGUUAUUGUUUAGUAAACUUUGAAUAAGCUUGUAUUUUGAGUUAAUUUAGAGGUCUCGAUGAUGGCAGAGUGGGAUACAGUGUUUUUGUUUUUUACUUACAGAAAAAAGCUGCAGAAAUAAUUGAACAUGUAUCGGCAGGAGGAAGGACUUGAUGUCGGCUCUUUGAGUUUCUGAGGGUUUUUGUUUUGUUGCUGGACAUUAACAUAUCCUGCUGUGAAACAGGGCGCUCUGCAGCGAGCUCCGUGUGACCAAUCAGGACUCGUGUAGAUAAUAAGCUGUGUGUGUGUGUGUGUGUGUGUGCGUGCGUGCAUGCGCACCUGCUGUUCUGUAAACUUUAUAUAUAUUAAUUUAAUCCUGACGUCUCUCUCUCUCUCUCUCGCCUGUUCAUAGUCAAUGUCACUCUCCCGGUUUGGUUUAGUGCCUUCUCUCUCAGACACUGAAAUAAAAACAGUAAUACCUCUGAAAAUGA